CAACGAAAACAUUUACGAAGUUGCGUUUGAUCACUAAUAAUGUUGUCAUCCACAAAUAAGAAACGCGUUAAAAAAGUAAAGAAGGAUCCUAAUCCAUUAUUUACUAAAUGGUUAACAGAAUGGCUAGAUGAAGCUGCUGCUAAAGGGACAAAGUGCCAUUUUUUAUAUGUAAAAGCACUGCGAUCACUCAGCAAGUACCCACUUGUACUGAAAAGUGGAAAAGAGGCAAAACUUCUGAAAUAUUUUGGUGAUAAAAUCUGUGGGAUGUUGGACGAAAGGCUUGCGAGACAUCGGUCAGAAUUUGGUGACGAGGAGAGUAGCACUGAUAGUGAACCCGUGCAACAGCAACCACUGUCGCUAGCAUCCACGUCCUCGUUAGUGCACCAACGCCAGCAGCUUGUUACCGCCACUGGUCUGCAGAUGAACACGGCCAAUGAGCGUCAGCGUCAAUCGCAGGUGCGCACACCAGGUGGCAGCAGUGGCUCGGACAAGUUGGCGAAUCAACAGCGUAAAAGACAAAGAGGGCGUGGAGAAAUCUGGAUCCCUAGAUACAGAUGUGGAACAUAUGCCAUUCUGAUCACUCUCUACAACAACAUGCAGGAAUCGGAGAGUAAGGGCUGGAUGAGUAAGGUUGAGCUACAGACAAAUGCUCAGCCUCUUUGUGAUAACUCAUUCACACAGAAAGAGCCUGGUCAGUACUACACCGCUUGGUCAUCCAUGUCAACGCUCACCAAGAAGUUGCUUGUCAUUAAGCAAGGAAGCCCUGCCAGAUACUUCCUCACUCCAGCAGGAAUUGAGAAAGCACAGCUGUUGCUGAAUGCCGAUGGUUGUGGCAGUGGCACACCCGUGAGUGCGAGUGAACGGCAAGGCUCGUCACCACGAAAGAAGAAGUGCGGGACACGGGAGAAACACGCAAUCACAGCACACCAGGAAUGUUCCGUAGAGUCAAGACGAGGGCGUGACGUUCUGCAGAGCGUUAUGCUAGAGUCCGACGAUUCCUAUCAGGGAUUAAGGGACAGCUUCUCAGUCGGAUUGAGCUCUGUGAAGGAAGGUUCCUUCGAUGACAGUGCCAGGGUGAUGCAGAAGCCUUGGACGUGCUUGUCCUCUAGUUCAGAUGAAGAAAUGCUACAGAAGAGAUUCGAAUUCUGGUAUGUCAACUCGGAGGGAAAGACUAUAAAAAGCAAAGAUAACGCUGCAGUAAAAAUUGAUGAUGUUACUGGAGACCUUGGCUUUCUCAUUCAGUGUGAAGCUACACACCUAGAGGCAACUGGGAAGCUGUACACACGAGAUUACACCAGGCCUUCGGUGGUCGGCUGCGUUUAUGCGUAUCUCUCUGACCGGGAUGCACCCGAACUGUGCUCCCAUGCAGCUCACAUCGUCGAGGCGCGAGGAGCGAGAUCUGAUUCCGUGCGCUCGUCAACAGCAGUGACGCGCACGGAUACGGCCGCGGCAACGGAUGCGGCCCAAAUAACAUCGUCUGCGUCGAGGGCUUCAGUUUCGUCAGCAUCUUCAUCGGUACCGAGAUUAACAUCGUCGUUGGGAUCUUUCGAUGCCGUAUCGUCAGAUUCUUCUUCAGUGACGGUGCUGAGACUGCCGCCAGCAUCUUCAUCACUAGCAGCUACGGUGGUGCCAUCAGCAUCGAUGGCAAGUCUGGUUAAGCCAGGUAGCCAACAGUUGGGUGUUCAUAUUCCUGGCAGCAGUACUGUACCAAGUUUUUCCCUGAGUCCUGGUUCGUUUGAUAUUGUCCUGUGUGUUGACAAUGGUGAGACAAGGCUGGGGCACAUGUGUCAGGAACUGAAACUGAAUGGAGUUGACUUUGACGUCAGGAAGCUUCAGGUGGGAGACUUUCUGUGGAUAGCAAGGGAGAAGAUUCUGCCAAAACCUGGUCAGCUGAGAGUGCCAGUACGCAAGGAGCUCACGUUAGAUUUUGUCAUAGAGAGGAAGCGCAUGGAUGAUCUCGCUGGCAGCAUCGUCGACGGUCGCUUCCGAGAGCAGAAAUUUAGAAUGAAGAACUGUGGGCUACGGCGACCGAUCUACCUCGUAGAGGAGUACGGGUCCGCGAAGCACUACAGUGUCCCUGAGCAGACCCUGAAACAGGCUAUCACCAACACGCAGGUUGUUGAGGGAUUUCAUGUUAAGGAGACUCAUAAUAUCCAGCAGUCUGCCGCGUACCUUACUGUCAUGUCGAGGUAUCUGCAAAGUAUUUACUUGGGUAAGACACUGUGCAGCUGCGGCAAAGAAGAGUUGAGCAACACACAAAUGAAUCUCUCUGCGCAUAGACAGCCCCUACUUACCUUCCAAGAGUUUAGCGAUGGAAGCAUAAAGGACCGAGUAAUGACGGUCACAGAGGUGUUUGCGAAGCAGUUGAUGCAGAUCUCAGGUGUGUCGGCUGAGAAGACGCUGGCCAUCGUCACCAAGUACCCAACACUUGUAAGGUUGAUGGAGGCAUAUGAUGAAGUGCCAGAGAAGGACAGGGAGUUGCUGCUGUCUUCUCUCAAGCAUGGUCAGCAAAGAAAUCUAGGUCCAACUCUGAGUAGAGUCAUCUACCGGCUGUAUUCAUCACAUACACUACCUUGAUAGUUCUAAAGGUGGAGAAGAGAAGAACCACCAGUAUACAUGUAAGUUGGAUCUGUAAAUGCAUUUCAUUUGCCAUUAACAGCUUUUGGCCCCACACGUUUAGCAAGUAAAUUUUAUUUUGUGUGUGCUUUGGGGUAAUUUUAGCUGUUAAUUUAUUAGUGUGUGUGCUGCUAUAGUGAAAAUAGUAUCGUUUCUGACUGUUGUUCCUCGGUGGAAUAUGUUAUGCCUCCUGUAUCUUUAUAUUGUGUAAAAACUUGUAUUUGCUACCACUAGGUGGCACUGGUUGAUAGAAUGGCACUUACCAGCAGCUUCUUUGGCCGCUGUCCAGGUAUAAUAUUAGUUAUAUAUAAUAUUAUAUUAUUGUCUAAAAGGUCCAGCUUGUUUAUAUGAAGUGGAUUCGCAUAUGACAAUAUUUGGAGGUGUUCUAUGAAAAAUAGGAAGCGCAUUUAUGAUUACUUGUAGGAAGUUCCUUGUGUUCUUUGUUUUUGUUCCAGAAAGGUAUAGUUGUAAAAUAUUUUUAUUCGUGAGAGAAAAGCAGUCCUAUACCUUAUUGAAGGAAUAGAAUACGCACCCAGAAAAUAUGUAAAUGCUUUUUGUUUGUGACAGCGAGGAAAUCUCUCUCGUAUUGUGUUGUAAUGACAUGUUGCACCAUAAAAUUUUUAUCAUUUUGACUUUUGAGUCCAAUUGUGGUUGUUUUUUGUAUAAACGAAUUGUAAAAAGUAUAAAUAUAUAAUGUAUGUGUUGAGUGAGCCAAAAUAAGUAUUUCUUGUAAAAAAUUUAAUAAAAACAAAAGUUAGGUUCUACCGAGAUUUGAACUCGGAUCGCAGGAUUCAGAGUCCUGAGUGCUAACCAUUACACCAUAGAACCAUUUCUGACCAACUUGUUCAGAAACAUGUAGUAGUGUGUUCAUUGGUGGAAAAUGUGAUCACGUCAGGAUGUAUCACGUGACUAAACUGCAGUAGGAUGGGUAAUCGUGGAAUGAAACCGGUUUGAUAUCGUCAAUGUUAUGAAAGCGCAUUACGAUUGCAUGUUUUCCGGUCAAAUAAACUUGUUUUUGUCUCUUGUAAACAAUA
Messenger RNA from Priapulus caudatus, 3650 nucleotides. RefSeq names its product crossover junction endonuclease MUS81-like. Gene Ontology annotation, biological process: double-strand break repair via break-induced replication; DNA catabolic process; mitotic intra-S DNA damage checkpoint signaling. The record is from RefSeq and is a predicted model, not a curated record. Gene Ontology annotation, molecular function: crossover junction DNA endonuclease activity; 3'-flap endonuclease activity; DNA binding. Lineage: Eukaryota; Metazoa; Priapulida; Priapulimorpha; Priapulimorphida; Priapulidae. The transcript has 20 exons. The coding region runs from base 40 to 2577 and encodes 845 amino acids. Gene Ontology annotation, cellular component: Holliday junction resolvase complex; nucleus.